This is a messenger RNA of Monoraphidium neglectum, 540 nucleotides long. RefSeq lists its product as hypothetical. The transcript has 4 exons. The coding region runs from base 1 to 540 and encodes 179 amino acids. Gene Ontology annotation, molecular function: calcium ion binding. Lineage: Eukaryota; Viridiplantae; Chlorophyta; Chlorophyceae; Sphaeropleales; Selenastraceae. The record is from RefSeq and is a predicted model, not a curated record.
AUGGGCCCCCAGGUGGCCGCCCACAUGGUGUUCACGGGCGGCAGCCUGCAGUCAGUGCGCGCGGAGGACGAGCCGGCGCCGGAGACCAUCCCGGAGCUGCGGGCGCCGCUGGCCCUGGAGGAGCGCGUGGGCGGCAUCCUGAUGCGGAUAGAGCAGGAGCUCGACGACGCCGAGAAGACCAUCGGGGAGCGCCUGCACGUCAUAGACCUCGAUAAUGACGGCCUCAUAUCAAAGGGCGAGCUGCAGGAGGCCCUGCGGUUUUUGAAGGCCAACCUGGAUGAUGAGGAGCUCAUGAGCCUGCUGGACAGGAUGAACAUCAAGGCGGGCGGCGGCAGCGACCAGCCGCUCAUCAGUGUCAGCGACCUCAUCAAGCUGGCAGAGCCCAGCAGCGGCGGCAGCGGCAGCAGUAGCAGCAGCAGCGGCAACAGCAGCAGCGGCGGCAGCCGCGGCAACGGUGGCGGCGGCAGCAGCAGCGCGUCCUCGUCAGCAGCGGCGGCGGAGAAGCAGCCGGCGGACACCGUCAAGAUUCACACGCGCUGA